Plasmodium knowlesi strain H is the source of this 7452-nucleotide messenger RNA. RefSeq names its product SPRY domain-containing protein, putative. The record is from RefSeq and is a predicted model, not a curated record. Gene Ontology annotation, molecular function: protein binding. Gene Ontology annotation, biological process: cell surface receptor signaling pathway; cytoskeleton organization. The transcript is spliced from 2 exons. NCBI's taxonomy places the organism in Eukaryota, Apicomplexa, Aconoidasida, Haemosporida, Plasmodiidae. Gene Ontology annotation, cellular component: cytoplasm. Bases 1 to 7452 code for a protein of 2483 amino acids.
AUGACCGAGUGCCUUGGUCCAGUGCACACAAAUGGGGAGGUCAUAUUAGAUAAAUACUUCUCCGCAAGGGGGAAGACAAUUGAACGGAUAGGGCACGUAUCCGGCCCUCAUCCUUUUUCCAAUUCCUACCGCCCCGUAAAUUAUGAUCAAGGUAUUCCCCAUAUGCCCCGUUCCCAAGGAAAAAUAGUAUCGCACAUUUUCGAUUCGAACGUGAGCGAGGAAGAGACCAUGUUAGGAUCAGGCAAAACAUACGAAGAAGGGCUAUUGAAGAAAGAAGACGAAAUCUGCGAUAGACUUACAUAUGAUGUAAGAAAAAGCAACCUGGAAAUUCCAUUUUACUUCGUAGGACGUGAAAAACAAAAUGGAAAAAGUAAACAUUUCAGUAACAAUCGUGAAAGUCACGCUGAUAUGAAAAUGUCCAAGAAAAAAGGAUACCCCCUUACUCGUCUAAAGCUAUGCAGGAAGGAUAAAAAUACGCAGUACCUUAGAAGUACGAGAAGAGCGCCCUUCAAUAGUGAAGUGCACAGAGGAAAAUACAAAUUGCAUUCCAACAUGCGGAACAUGUCGAGCGGACACUUCAGUGCAUUACUGGUACCUAAUUUAAAAUGGAGAAGAGGAUGCUCCUGCGGAUAUUCGAGAAGGAUAAUUCUAUCGAGUCGUAAAGUAUUCCUCAUACUAUUUUCCAUGCCAAUGUCGGAAGGUUGUAAUAGAGAAUCAAAAGAAUCUGGGACUUCCCUUCUGACGCGGAAGAAGUUACAAACAUGUAACAGAGUGGUAAAUAAAAUGAAUGUACACAGACGAAGAAUCUCCCCUCGCCUUAGGAUAAAACGUCCAGGAGGUUCUGGAAAAUUGAAUGGACGAGGAAUUCGCCCAUGUGUUUGCCAUUGCACCGUUUUAAAUAAUUACAACUUGGACUCCACUUGGAGAACGAAGAAGCAUAAAAAAGGAAUAACGGAUGAUUGUCACAACUUAAAAUCGUCCUCUAAAUCAAUCCAUUCGGAGCAUUCAUUUUUUUAUAAUUCUGUCGGGAAUCAAAAAAUGGAAGAAACUGCAUACGUAACUCCUUCUGCACACUUACCCUAUACUUUGUACAUGCGAGGGGUUGUUUUCGCCCAAUCGGAAUAUCACUGCCAUCGGUUGGGAGUGCGGGAAAGUGGAAAAAAAACAUGUAACAUCCUGAAGAUUAAUUUGAUGGCAUCACAAUCAGGGGUACUGAUCCCGAUCCAAUGUGAAGCUAGUAAUAUGUGUGAACAUAAAGGCAGUUAUAGCCAAGUGUGUGCCUACAAAAUUGCAGAAAUGAAUUCUCCCCUUAACUCUGAAUGGAGAAAAUUCCACAUGUAUAUAAUGCCUGCGAACAGCUACAAUUGUUCAGAUUUUUCCAAACACAUAGGCGCUGCCAUUACGGAGCACAUCUUUCUAAAUUACAAUUUGGGGGUGGCAGAGGCAGUGCUUCUCACUCCAUUACAGCAUCAGGGAGAAAAAAUUUAUUUCUGUGGUCCAUCGUACACGCACACGGAGGUUCUAACUCAGUAUUCUACAAAUGUACCCUUCUUGAACAACCGCCUCAUGUCUGAUAAAAGUUAUUUCAAGGGGAUGGAGCAUGCGAAUUGUUAUCUGUGCUUUGAACAUUUGGAAAAAAAAAAAAAAAAUGACAAACACAGCUGCAAUAAUUUCUCCCCCCGUAGUGUAUUAUUACCCAAUUUAUAUUCUCCUCAUUUGACACAUUUGGAAAAUAAUAAUGGCAAGUGCGGAAUUGGAAAAGGGAAGGUCAUCUUACGACAGUUUCUGUGCCUAUGCGUCGGGGGAAAUGUAACUGGACUUAUUACACAUGAUAAGAUGGAAGCCGAACAUUAUCCACAGAAAGUAGUAUCUGCACCUGCCAACGGGAAGAUUCCUACGGCUGGUAUCAUCGGCCAGAGUGGAAUAAUUUUUUUCGACAAGGGAGGCACUAUUACUCGUGCACUCUUUGCAUGCAAAUGUAGGAAUGAACAUCUGUACAUGCCCCAUGCCCAGUGGGGAAAGGCUCCUUGCACAGAUCAAAAAGAACUGACAGUACCUUACUCCAACACAUUUGUGUGGAUGCCAAAAUUGCGUGAACAGUCGCGGAAGGUUGAACUCGUACUGUACACGCUCAUGCAGGUAGUGGAACGAAUAAUUUUCCGCGGAGCCCAUUAUUUGUGCUUCUUACACUUCGUUCUCUGCAACGUUCAGAUUUACCUAACCCUUCUUGUAAAGUUUAUGGAGUGCAAAAUAAGCAUGCGCAUGAGAAGGGAUAAUAAAAAAGUGGAAGGUUCGUUGCUCCUUUGCGAAGAAGUUGGACUAAUGUACGCAAUGGACGAAACAAUUCAUUUCGAAAAUAGGAAGGUCACAUCAAAAACGAUGGUGGUUUUCCCUGCUAAAGAUACAUCACAUCAGAAGGAUCACAGAACCAACAGUAAAAGCAAGGAAUAUUCCUCAGUCCCUAAGUUGUUUCUGGAGGGACAUAGCACAAAUGGAUGGACUACUUUAUGCACGGAUCUUAUGCAUACAGAAGCAGCCGAAGGAAGUACCACCAGAAGGGGUAAAAACAUGGACAGUUCAUUAUUUCCAAGAAGGGAAACUCCCCGCGAAAGCUGUAAGGUUUUGAGGAAGGAGGAUGUGUUCACGUGUCAGUGGAAAAAUAAGAAGGGAACGAAAAGAGAAAUGUCUAUCAGUGUAAGCAGGGAAAUAAAUAUGCAAGAAGGGGGAAACAGAAGAGGCGCAUUCAAACACAGUGGAGAGUAUUCUACUUUCGAGAAUUCUGCCAAUUAUGGACAACUGGUUAACACGUGCGAUAAGGACCACUCAUGUAGGUUCCGUUGCACCCCCCCUAAAUCGACGCUGUUUUUGUCGAACACCUCGAAUAAAAAAUGCUCCAGAGGGAAGGGCACAGAAGGCAACAGGGGAAGGAGAAAAGGAGGUGAUAAGGGAACAAAUGAUCCAAAGGGUAAUCAAGAGAAGGGAAGGAAAAACAAAGAUGACAGGAAGGGGUCGGGGUCGCACAUGGAGUCUGAUUCAGAAUCCAGCUCGGGCGAAGAGGACACCAGUGAUGAUGACAAUGAUGUUAAUGAUGAUGACUCCUCCGAGGAAGAAGAAGAUGAAGAAGUUGAUGAGGAGGAAGGUGAAUUCGACGUCGAAGAUCAAAACGAGGAAGAGGAAGAAGGUAAGGAUGAAGAUGAUGAGGAUGAUGAGAAUGACGGAACCGAGGAGGACGACGCGGAAGAAGAGGACGAGUUUGAUGUGGACGACAACGAUGAUGACGACGACAGUGACGACAGUGAUAAUGAUGACAACAGUGAUGACGACAACGAUGAUGGUAGUGACGAUUCGGAUGAUGACGAAGCGGAUGGCGAGACAGACGAUGACGAUCUCCCAUCAGAUGGUGACGACCAAGCGGAUGAGGACGACGAAGACCAGGCGUAUCACAAGGGCGGAAGGAAAAAAAGGAAAAAAAAAGGCAAAAGGGGAAAGGAGAACCAAUUUAUGGACGUAGAAGAGUCGGAAGGGGAAAUAAGCAGAGAAGACGAGAAACACAAUUGCCAUUAUAACCAUAGCAACAGCCAUUAUGACAAAAAAAAAAAACUGUAUCUGAAAAAAAAGAAUAAAAGAUUUAAGCACAGAUACGUGUACCUUAACAAUCUAUUCAAAGACAGCAUGUGUAUAAACACCAUCAAUGUAUCCAAUUUCAUAUCAGUAAGUAAGGAUAAACUAACUGCCACUUAUAGCGCAUGGGGAAAGCACACUGACAUUGCAUGCGUUCAGGUAAAUAAAUGUGCAUCCAGAGAUUGUAGCAUAUACUAUUUUGAAGUGGAGGUGUUAAGUUGCUCCAACUUCUCCAAAAUUGUGAUAGGCAUGACGAGCAAAAACUACACAAUUAACAAAAAUCCAGGAUAUGAAUAUAAUUCCUUUGGAUAUAAAAAUGAUGAUGGGAAAAAAAUUAUCGAUAGCAAAUUAGAAAGUUACAGUAAUGGGUAUACCAAGUAUGACAUAAUUGGGUGUGGGAUUAACUAUUUCGAUAACAGUGCAUUUUUUACAAAAAAUGGCAAGUUCCUAGGUAAGGCCUGUAAUGUAAACCCCAAGUAUGAUUAUUAUGCUACUGUUGGAUUGACUACUCUAGGCGACAAAAUCAAAUUUCACCUGAACAAUUUCUACUUCGACAUUUACAAUAUGAUUUAUGAGGAAUGCGAAAAGGAAAGGAAAAUCAUCAAGUCCAUUUAUAUUCAGAAAGACAUUUUUACUGAUGUUAUUAAGUCGCAUUUGAUAAAGUGCGGCUAUUUUAAUACGUACAAAUCGUUUGUGGAUUUUAUGGAGAAGCAUAAAAAUAUGGGUGACAAUGGUAGCAUCGUCGGGGAGUCCUCCAACAGUAAACACUCCCUGGAGAAGUUCUUUGCAGACCAGGCGGACUCACCAGGGGGGGACGACCAAGUAAAAAAGGACGAAACAGAACUGUGCGAAACAGGAAAGUGUGAAAUAAAAAGAGAUGAAAUGAAAAAGGAUCAAAUGAAAAAAGAUGAAGGAAAAAAGGAUGAAGUAAAAAAGAACGAAGCGAAGGACAAACCCACGUGCACCCCCACACGCAGCGGAGAUGAUACCCCCAGUAAAAGUCCUCAAGGGAGCCAAACAAAGAGCCAAGAGCACCCAGCUCAACUUUCACAAUCUCAAAGUAGCAAAAACAAGCACACUGAUGGGGAUAUCAAAAAACAAAAGGGCGAAGCGAUAGAAGCCGCAAAUGAUACCGCUCGCAAAGAAGGUGAAUCUCUGUCCAAUAUGCGUAUCCUGAACAGUGAAGCACAAGAAUUUUCUAGCCCCCACAAAAUGGAAAGAAAAAAUUCCAAGGAGGAUCAAAAUGACGAAAAGGACAAAAGCGCUUUUAACAAAAUUAUAAUUAACUACCCAGACGAGUAUGAGAAACUGAACAAGGAGGAAGAGAGCGAAUGCAGGGACAAAAAGGAAGAGACAAAGGAAAGGGACAAUCCGACGAUUACCCCAAGCAGUGCACUGAGAAGCGAUCAGAAUGAAGGUGAGGAUAAACAGGCAACAGAUCUCAAAUGUGUAACUGAUGACACGAAAGGGGAUAGCCAUCCAGUGGACGAUGUUACGAAAGGUAGCAACAGGGAAGAAAAGCCGAAUAGUGCAAGUGACGCAGAUCAUAAGAAGGUGGAAGGAAGCACAGAGGGUGUUACCUCCCUCAUCGAUGCAGCCCCAUCGGCCGUUGAGCCUCCCCUCUCCGGAGGAGAAAUUCUCCCUUUGAAUCAGGCGCAAGGAAAAGAGGAACCCACAGAAGAAGCAGAAAAUCAAACAAUCAGCGAUCUUACGGCAACCAUCCUAAAGAGCUACGAAUUCAACCAAUACAACUACCCCCCUGCGAAUUUGCAAAAUACGCUAUGGAUAUCGCGGAAAAACAGUCUUGGCAAUUUAUUAAACGUAAGAAAAGACUCCAACAUUUUACUAUUAAAUCGAUUAAGAGGUAAAAGAAGCCUGAACUUGAAGGAAGAUUUGAAUAUUUUGGCUACUAACCUUUUUAAUACGAAAAAGGAAGCGAGAAAAAGUGAAGGAGAUAUUAACAAAAGAAUUCAGCUUCUGCUACGAGAAAAAUCAGGGAUGAUUAAAAAUGAAAAUUUAAAAAAAUUAAAUAAAAAAGAAGGAAAGGGGUACUCAGUAGAUAAGGAAUACAUUACUAAAUAUUUUGCCAACUUGUACCUGUCUGAAGACAAGCUAAAAAGAAUGGUGGACUCAUUGCAGACAAGACACAUCAUACGAAAUAGCAUUCUCAGUGGAAAUAUUAUACGGGUGCUGAAUAUCCUGGAAGAGGAGUACGCAGAUUUAUUAACCAACGAAAGGGGAAGCUUUCACAUUGCUAUGCUUUACACGCAACAGCUGAUAGAGAUAUUGAAGCCGAAUAAAAAAUUUAUUAAAACAAUAUCUUUGAGAAAAAAAAAGUGUAAAAAAUUGGGAGCGUAUGAUAUGGAGGAUGAUCUUCUCAGUGAAAUGAGUUACAAAACGUAUGAUACUUUAAGUGAUAACCAUUUUUAUGAUGACAUCAAAACGGAUUGCGGGUCUUCCGAUAGUCUGCUUUGUGAUAGUUCCAACGAGGAAUAUAGUAGGCAUAAUGAUAUAGUGCUCAAAUUGGAGAAGCUCAACAGAAGAGGGGGCAAUGGAGAUAAAACUAUAAGCAAGGAAACGCUAGGAAGCUGUUACAGACAGCGUCGUAAGAAGUUAGUGGAGCAUGGAGCGGGGAGUGGCUACAAAAGUAGCGACAGCAAUGGGGAUAAAACAGAUAAAAAGAGAGAAAACAGCCUAAGCAUUGGUGAUGACAAGGUGAAGAGGCAAUCGGAGAAGCACUCCGCGAAAGGAUCUUCAAACAAGGAAAAGGGGAAGCCGUUCGACCCGUCUAACGCAAAAAAUGAAGGAACGGGUAAGGAAGAUGAGGAACGUACGCGGAGUGCAGAGGAUGACAAAUGUGCAGACCUCGCGAAUCACCUCAAAAAGGAGGAAGAUAAGGGAACGGACACUACAGGGAUAAAUGAAACUUCGAAGAAAAUUUUCCAACUAAACAAUAAUGACCUUGGGAAGGAAAAAAAAAUCGAAAGAAUGAUAUACAGAAGCAUGAAAUCAAAUUAUGAUGAAGAAUUUUUUGAAACGAACAACUUGCAAGAAGAGUAUGAACAGCAUUACAAUAAACUAUCCAAGGAAUAUGAAUUCUUUGAGGAGGAUAAUCCAUACAAUAUUAAGAAUAGAAAACAAUAUUUCAGAAAGGAAACAUCUGGAAAAAAAAGGUAUCCAAAAAAAGCGCACACAUUUUCAAGCUCAAGUGACGAUGAUGGCACUUCAGAUGGUGACAGUAAUGACUCAAACUUUAAUGAAAAGCAUUACGAAUUCAAUGACAUAAAUUUCGAUCAGAUAUAUGAAUACAUAUAUAAAAAUAAAACUCCAAAUAGUGAAGACAUAAAAUUUAAGAAGGAUCAUUUGUAUUUAGCCCUAUUAUGGAUUCGAGAAAAGUUGUCCCAUUUUAACACAUCACGACAGGUGAAUGUUCGCCAGUGUAUCCUAGACACCACUUCGCUGAUUGCUUAUCAUAAGCCGUACAAGGAGAGACUUGUUCGCAUGUUCUUCUCGAAGAACAGAAAUUUGCUGACGUUCAGUUCUGUCAACGAGGGUAUAUUGGGUCUAUGCCUGAAGGUCCCCGUGUACUCCCCCCUGGAAAUUAUGGUGAAGCAUCUCAUACUGUGCAGAAACUUGUUGCGAGAAAAAAAAGGAAAUAUCGGGAUAAAGUAUGACUGUCGCUAUGUGUGCCAGCCGUACAAACGAUACAUGAUUAAAGUUAAGAACAACAAAAAGAAGAGAAGAUACUUCAAGGAAGAAAUAAAGCAAAAGAAUGAGAAGGGAUCCCUAAAUGGAAAAAUUAUUGAAGAUAACAGGUUAUCAAUUUUUUAG